GUGAGCACGUCUAUGAAAACAACGCUGAUUUGUAUUCAUUUUGCACGGAGGGGAUCGGGACCUUUGUGGUGUUCAUUUGCAUGUAUUUGCUUGAAGAACGAUCAGAUUGCUUGACUUAUAGGCGGCAUGAGGAAUUUGCUUUUAGACAUGUUGUAAAACUGGGACAGAAUGAUUUGAUUUUCAUACUAAAAUCAAACAUGGCAAAAAAGAAAAAGGUUCGUCCUGCACAAAACCCCAGCAAAAACCUGCAGAAUAAUAAAGUGGCUGUAGUACCCAACACUUCUGAAGAGAACAAAGAGAAAAUUGAGUCCCAUGAUUCAGGCAAAACUGAAAAAUCUAUCACAAUCUAUCAAAAGAAAGAAAUCGACACAUGUCAUUCCUUUAAAGAUGCUGUUGUUAAAGAGCAAGAACUUAAGCCCAGUACAAAUAAAAUCAAAGCUAACAUUGAGAAGCCAGCUUAUGCAAAUGGCGUGGAACCAGACGAGUCAUACGAUGAUGUGUUCAAAGUCCCCCUACCUCCCCAGCCCCAGACAUCGGGCUUGCAGGAAGAGUCAACUGGGAAGAAAUCAACCAAGAAGAAAAAAAAGCCCCGUUCCAAACAGGAUUUGGACGAUCAGAUGGAAACAUCACACAGGCUGUACAAGAAACGGAUCAAGGACCCUAAACUCAUUCAUAGAAUAGUAGCUUAUUUAGAUACUGUCCCUAACAAAAACUUCAUAAGCAUACCCUCAAUGGCUGAGUACCUCCAGAACCGAUACCAUGACUACUCCAGAAAGAAAAAGGGUCCCUUCCGAGAGUAUGUUGACAAAGCGUAUGCUGUGUGGGAGAAAAACGGAGGCAAGGCCAAAAAUAACCGGGCAGAAAAACAUAAGGGGAAGAAAGGAACUGUCCCCAACGACCUGAGACUUGAGCCUGAUGAUGAAGCCCUGGAGUUCGCUGACUCUGACUCUGAUGGGGACAUCCAGUAUGACUCCUCACAGGGAGAUGACGAUGUGGAGGUAGAUGAGACCCAACAAGAUGACGAAGAAAUGAACCCGGGCACAAAUGCUGUCAACAACAUGAUGUCAAAUCUGUAUAAGAACAGUCCACACCAUUUAUAUAAGAGUAAGGAAGAGUCAGAAAGUAGAGGUCUGAAGAGAAAACACGGAAAGGAAGAUCAUGGAAACAAGGGCCAUGUAAAACCUGAGUUUGCUUUACUAGAUGAUGAAGUAGAAGAACUUGAAGAUAAGAUGGAUGAAGAUGAAGAAGAUUCAUUGUAUAAUGAAAUAACAUCAAAAAUCUUGUAUCCCAGCCCGAAUGCACUGCAUCGAAACUUAAGCUCUACUGGUUUGGUAGGGCCACGCAGAACUCAAUUUGAUAAAUACUUCUUAGAUAGGAAAGGAGAUUCACCGAAGAAAGGGGAAAACUCACAACCUAUUUCCAGAGAUACAAAUAUCAAGAAGUUUUUAGGGGCACUUCCUUCCAGAACCUCUUACAGUGCUUAUGUAAACAGCAAAUCUGACCCACGGACAAAAUCUGGGACGUUGUAUCGUGUGCAACUAGAUGACAACAUAACAGAGGAUCCGAGCAGGAUACACAGUGGUAUCUCUGAUGAGAAUCAAGGUAUAUCUGGUACGCCUCCCCAGUCCCCAGACCCAACAGUGGAAGUAAUGGACACUUCAACUGUUCAGGACAUCCCAGACCCCAGACUGACCUCACACACCACUGUAGGACCAGGGACUGGCCCAGGGGGGGACAACAGACUGGUGGUUGUUGACCAGUCUGCAAGGGAUAGAAAAGGGUCAAAGACACCAAAGCCAUCCAGGAGGAGCAGCAAGAGGGUGCGCAGAAAUAACGGGGGAGGCAGUGACACAGAGCCUGAUGGCAAGCAGGAGAAACCUGACAAAGGUCUAGAAGUGCAGAAGUCAACUGUAACCUUUGCUGAUGUUGGAGGCAAUGAGAAAUGUCUAACGGAGAUCUGUAAGUUGCUGGUACACAUGCGUCAUCCAGAGGUUUAUCAGCAGCUGGGCGUGACCCCACCCCGAGGAUUUCUUCUACAUGGUCCCCCUGGCUGUGGCAAGACUCUACUCGCCAAUGCCAUUGCUGGGGAGUUGGACCUUCCUUUGAUAAAGCUUGCUGCCACAGAGAUCGUGUCUGGUGUGUCCGGUGAUUCUGAGGAGAAGAUAAGAGACCUCUUUGAGAAAGCUCAGCAAACAGCUCCAUGUGUGAUUUUCAUCGAUGAGAUUGAUGCAAUAACACCGAAACGUGAGACAGCCUCCAAGGAUAUGGAAAGACGAAUUGUGGCGCAGCUUCUCGCCUGCAUGGAUGACCUGAAUGCCAAUGUUAGCUGUCAUGUGCUGGUGAUCGGAGCGACUAAUCGGGCAGACUCCCUGGACCCGGCGUUACGGCGGGCGGGCCGGUUUGAUCGAGAAAUUGCUUUGGGAAUCCCUGAUGAGGAGGCAAGACUCAGGAUUCUGCAGGUGUUGUGUCGGGGUCUAAGGCUGCAUGAGGACUUUGCAUUCCAACCCCUCGCCCACUCAACCCCAGGUUAUGUUGGGGCAGAUUUGAUGGCUCUAACUCGCGAGGCGGCCAUCUCUGCUGUAAACAGGGUUUUCCAGAUGCUCCAAAAAGAUAAAAUCAAUGUUACAGAGAAUAUAACCAAUGCAACAGAUGAUAAUACCAAUAUAACAGAAGACAUCACCAAUAUAACAGAUGCAUCUCCUCCUGCUGAAGUGUUUGUUACAAAUAAUUCACCUUCUGGUGCUGACAGUGUCCCUGCUGCACAUGUUGAUGCUUCCUGUGGUGGUAAACAAAUAGCAAUAGAUGCAAACCUUACCAGCAUGAAGUUUGCUAAAGCAGUAAGUGGAUAUGCAUUAGUAAGCGUUAAAGAAGCUCCUGUAGGUUCUUCUUUAGAGGUUAGUGACAAAACUGAAAACAACAGUCAUUCUGAUAAGGAAAAUGAGCCUGCUAUUGAUAAACCUGACAUGGAGACAUUAAAUGAAUGUUCAAUAAAAAGUUUUACUGAAAACAUGGAAACCAGUGAUACACAUGAAGUGCCAGCUGAUGUAGAAGCAAUUAAAGAUAAAAAGAGUGUAACUGAUAAAAUUCUUUUGAACCCUGUUUUGACAAAUGUGAAUGGUCAGAAAUUUGGAUCUUGUGAAAAUAAAAGUAGUGAUUCCUCAAUUUUACCAUGUACAGAAGGUGAGCCCAAAGUAUCAGGUGGAACUGACAAUGAUACAUUAGUAAGUAAAGCUGUAGCAGGUAGUAUAGUUGACACUGAUAUGGAAGUUGACAAUGGAGAAGUUGUGGGUGACAGUGUAAACACUCCAGCUGACAUGGUUAAUACCAGCAUUGUGAUUACAUCCAACAGGACUGUGGACAAAGUGCUGGUCAAUGUAGGCAAAGACUAUCUUUCAGCUCUGUCAUGGCUGAAGGACACGCCCCCACUGACAGAGGACCAGCUAAAGGAUCUGUACAUCACCAUGGCAGACUUCCAGGAAGCAUUGAAGUGUGUGCAGCCGUCAGCCAAGCGUGAGGGUUUUGCAACUGUGCCUGAUGUCACAUGGGACGACAUUGGUGCUCUCAAGGAUGUACGGGAAGAACUUCAGCUAGCUAUACUGGCACCUGUGCAGCACCCGGAGCAGUUCAGGAGUUUGGGCCUAAACAGAGCCCAAGGUGUCCUCCUUGCGGGGCCUCCGGGCUGCGGGAAAACACUCCUGGCUAAGGCAAUUGCAAAUGAAACGGGGAUCAACUUCAUCUCAGUGAAGGGCCCAGAGCUUCUUAAUAUGUACGUUGGAGAGAGUGAGAGAGCAGUGAGAACUGUUUUCCAGAGGGCCCGCAACUCCUCUCCAUGUGUGAUAUUCUUCGAUGAGUUAGAUGCCCUUUGUCCAAAACGUUCUGGCCACUCUGAGGGCAACUCAAGUGCGCGUGUAGUGAAUCAGCUGUUGACUGAAAUGGACGGUCUGGAGGAGCGACGUCAGGUCUUCAUUAUGGCCGCCACAAACAGGCCUGAUAUCAUAGACCCGGCAGUGUUACGUCCUGGGAGACUGGACAAGACACUGUAUGUGGGCCUCCCAACCGAGGCGGACCGUCUGGACAUUCUCACCUGUAUCACCAAGAAUGGGACACGGCCUACCCUGGAUCCGGAUGUCGAACUAGCUGUACUCUCGGGUGACUCUCGCUGUCAAUGCUUGACAGGGGCUGAUCUGGCUGCGUUGGUCCGUGAGGCCUCAGUGUUUGCCCUGAAGGCUGCCAUCUUGAAACAUGGGGCACAACCCAGUGACACCAUCCUGGUUAAUAAGCAACACUUUGAGUUAGCCUUCCGUAAAAUAAGGCCAUCAGUAUCAGCAAAGGACCUGGAGCGGUACAGAUCAAUGGGUCACUCUCUUUCUACUGGGCCUGCUGAGUAGCGAUGGAAAACACAAGUACAGUGUGUCUAUAUCCAGGAGGCUGGCUGAGUAUGGUUGGAACAACCAGUUCAUCCAGUAAACUAGCUAGUGACAAUGGAAGAACAUAGAACCAGUCCAUCGCGACGCCUUGCUGAGACACUAUGGAAGAACAUACGACCAGUCCAUCCAGAAGGCUGGAAGAACACGUGAUCAGCCCUUGCCUGAAUUUGUUUGUUGUUUAUUUGUUAAUUCUCUGUCAUCACUGAUCAUGGUUUGAGAUGUAUGAAAUAAAAAGAGGGAAAAGAAA
Messenger RNA from Mya arenaria, 4674 nucleotides. RefSeq lists its product as uncharacterized. The transcript is spliced from 25 exons. The record is from RefSeq and is a predicted model, not a curated record. Bases 81 to 4388 code for a protein of 1435 amino acids. Gene Ontology annotation, biological process: ribosome biogenesis. NCBI's taxonomy places the organism in Eukaryota, Metazoa, Mollusca, Bivalvia, Myida, Myidae. Gene Ontology annotation, cellular component: nucleus. Gene Ontology annotation, molecular function: ATP hydrolysis activity; ATP binding; preribosome binding.